This is a messenger RNA of Plodia interpunctella (Indianmeal moth), 769 nucleotides long. RefSeq lists its product as uncharacterized. Lineage: Eukaryota; Metazoa; Arthropoda; Insecta; Lepidoptera; Pyralidae. Bases 142 to 678 code for a protein of 178 amino acids. The record is from RefSeq and is a predicted model, not a curated record. The transcript is spliced from 3 exons.
CUAGCCGUAUCCCAGUUAAUUUUGGGGUCGGCUCUUCUCGUAAUAUUUCGUCAUGACCUCCGAUAUUAGGUCACUAUAACAUUGAUCCAAUAUUUAUUCAGAAGAGUAUCAGAUAUUCCAGUGUUAGGAAGUUUGUGCAGUAUGGCUCUAAAAGAUUCUUUUUACAUUUAUGUGCUAUGUAUAUUUAUAUUGUGUUUUCAAAUUUACAGUGAUAUAUCUAAUAGGCCUCUCGCCAAGCCAGGUUUCGACGCGUUGGGCAUGACUGCUCCAGUCAUGGUACAAAUGAAUCCAGACGGGAAAUGGGAAAAUGCCAAGCCUGGUAAUCUUGACGAAGAACGCCUGAGAGCUGUUGUGCAGCAUUUAACCAAUUCCCAGGCUCUGUCAGCCGCUCAGAGCUACUGUGUUCAAUGUGCUGCUGAAAACCAGAAAGCAGGUGGGGGCAAGCCAUCUAAUUACGUACCUGUUAUAAUGAUGCCCAUCUAUCCAGCUGACCAAUGUCCCUUCGAUAUGGAAUGUGAAAUCGAGAAAAUGAAGGACGGCGAUGCAAAAAAAACGAAAAAAGCAAAAAAAGCGGAACAAGCAGGAAAAGAAGAAAAGGAAACAGAAAAAAAGAAAACAAAAAAACGCGGUUUCGUUAUGCAAAGACUAACUGAUUUCGAUUUACUAUCACAAUGGUAAAAUAAAUAUACAAGUUAAUCAGUAAAUAAUCAUGUAUUGAAUGUACUAUGUAAUUUUUGUUCAAAAAUAAAGUAAAUGUCAAUUUACAGAA